ACAUACAAAAGAAAUAAAUAGAAAUUCAUUCGUUAGGGUCUGUGAAUUGACGUUUAGUCUCCAUUAAUUUUUCUAAAUUAUAUAUUUAUUUACAACAAACAACAAAAUGCCUAAUGUAAUUAAACUUCAAUCGUCUGAUGGCGAAACAUUUGAAGUUGAUGUAGAAAUUGCAAAAUGUUCAGUGACAAUAAAAACAAUGUUAGAAGACUUGGGUAUGGACGAAGAUGAUGAGGAAGUUGUCCCAUUACCAAACGUGAAUUCAGCAAUUUUAAAGAAAGUAAUUCAAUGGGCUAGCUAUCACAAAAAUGAUCCACCACCACCUGAAGAUGAUGAAAAUAAGGAAAAACGUACAGAUGAUAUUUCUUCAUGGGAUGCUGAUUUCUUAAAAGUUGAUCAAGGGACAUUAUUUGAAUUAAUAUUGGCCGCAAAUUAUUUGGAUAUAAAAGGUUUAUUAGAUGUUACAUGUAAGACGGUCGCAAAUAUGAUCAAAGGUAAAACCCCCGAGGAAAUUCGUAAAACAUUUAAUAUUAAAAAUGAUUUCACUGCAUCCGAAGAGGAACAAGUCCGUAAAGAGAAUGAAUGGUGUGAAGAAAAGUAAAUUAAUCAGUAUUUAGUCUUUUAUUCUCGAAAUUUUAAAAAUGUUUUUCUUAUUCAACAAUUUUUAUCUUUUUUUUUUUUAACACGUACGCUGGGAACCUAAUUUAUUUACUGUAAAUAUGGUGUCAUCCACAAUUAACGUGUUUAUUAAAUGUUUUAAUGAUUAAUAUUUGACUACAAUAAUUUAUAUCAUGCAUCUGAUUUAUGUUCAUAUUUUUGCCAACUAUAAUUUUCAAUAUUCGAAUAUGUAAUAAAUUUUCAA
This is a messenger RNA of Chrysoperla carnea, 859 nucleotides long. RefSeq names its product S-phase kinase-associated protein 1-like. Gene Ontology annotation, cellular component: nucleus; cytoplasm. Gene Ontology annotation, biological process: SCF-dependent proteasomal ubiquitin-dependent protein catabolic process. The record is from RefSeq and is a predicted model, not a curated record. Lineage: Eukaryota; Metazoa; Arthropoda; Insecta; Neuroptera; Chrysopidae. Gene Ontology annotation, molecular function: cullin family protein binding. The transcript has 2 exons. Bases 107 to 598 code for a protein of 163 amino acids.